UCUCUCUUCUUGCUCAAGCUUCUUUCACAAAAGAAGCCUGUCACUGGAGGUCUUGUCCAUCGCCUUGGUCAUCACAUCUCGGUAAUUCGGUAUAGUACCACCCGUCAGUCACCAUGCACACCAAAGCUCUUCUCCUCGCCUCCAUCCCCGCGGCUACGGCUGCCGAGACUAUCCUCGGUGCCUACAUCUUCAGCCGUCACGGUGACCGCACCACCAAGGCCUACUCCCCAACGAAGCUCACUGCUCUCGGUGCUGAGCAAGUCUACCUCUCCGGCUCCUGGUACCGCUCCCGCUACAUCGACGAGAAGUCCUCCACCCGCAUCAACGGCAUCUCCUCCGACCUCGCCGAUCUCACUCAGCUCUCCGUCACUGCCCCCGUCGACAAUGUUCUCCAGGGUAGCGCAGGCAACUUCCUCCAGGGCUUGUACCCUCCCGCUGGCUCUGUCAACUCUCAGAAGCUUGCCAAUGGCACCACCAUCGAGGCUCCUCUGAGCGGAUACCAGUACAUUCCCGUCAACACUGCGGCGGCGGGGACCACCACCCAGGCCGAGUCUAGUGCCUGGUUGCAGGGAAACAGCGGGUGCCCGGCUGCCGUGAACAGCAGUCAGGCGUACUUCCAGAGCAAGGAGUACCUCGAGCUUCUGGGGAGCACCAAGGAGUUCUACCAGAACUUGUUGCCCGUUUAUGAGUCGACCUUCCCCAGCGCGAAUGCCACCUUCAAGAACGCUUACAGCAUCUUCGACUACGUCCACGUCUCCACCAUCCACAACGCCACCAUCCCCUCCUCCAACCUCCUCACCCCUUCCACCCUCCAAACCCUCUCCGACCUCGCCAACAUCCACGAGUUCGGCCUCGCCUACAACGCCUCCUCGCCCAUCCGCGCCGUCGUCGGCUCCGUCCUGGCCUCGCACAUCGUCUCCACCCUCAACUCCUCCAUCUCUUCUCCUUCUUCUUCCCAAAAGCUCAACAUCCAAUUCGGUCCCUACGGCACUUUCACCUCCUUCUUCGGCCUCUCCCAGCUCCCUGCCGUGUCGCAGGACUUCACCGCCAUCGUCGACUACGCCAGCUCCAUGACUUUUGAGCUAUUCACCACUUCUGGUUCUCCUACCCCUUCGGCAGACGAGGUCUUUGUCCGUUUCUUGUUCGCCAACGGCACUGCCUCCGAUAGCAACCCCGCCAAGGCCUACCCCUUGUUCGGCCAGGACAAGACGGAGUUGCCGUGGACGACCUUUGUCAGCGAGAUGAACAAGAUUGCGCUCGAGGGAGGAAGUAAGGAGUGGUGUGAUGCUUGUGGGGAGACGACGGGGCAAUGCGCUGCUUACUUCCCUGAGGGGAGUGCGAGCGUGAGUGAGGCCAAGAAGGGUGGCAUGAGCAAUGCUGUUGCUGGUGUCAUUGGCGCUAUGGUUACCCUGGGUGUUGUGCUUGGUCUGCAGGCUUUGAUUCUGGGUUUUGGUGGUUUGAGGUUGACUAAGAGGAGAAAGCAGGGUACCGGUGAAGUUAUGCAGGUGCCGGCUACUAAGGGAACUAGCGUUUCCGAUACUUCGUCUGUUCAGAAGGUUUAAGUCAAAGGGGUUGAGGGGAAUGGUAGUUGAUGUUAAUGUUGACAUUGAUAUGAUGACAUGACAUGUUGUUAUGAGUAUGAUAGCGAGAAAAGGGGAUGUUAUAGCGAGUGAAAAGCAGAUACCCGCUUGAAACAGAAUCACGAUGACGUUUUCACAUGACGGUGAUGGACGUAAGAGAUAUGGUGAUUGUGUAUUUGAUUCAUACCAGCGUCUCAUAUCCAAGAACCAUCAUGAGCAACCUCUUCACAUCUUCUCUCCCAUAACUUCGUACAGAACAAAAACGAGGGUAUCAUAUUAGAGAUUAAAUCGUGUACUAAUAAUAAUGGUGCCGCCAGCCGGCUAUCGCAAAUGGAGAAGCUCCAGAAUGUCGUGGCGAUAGGAGAAGCUGCGCAUGCGCUUUCCGUAGAUAUCUGGACAUCAAGUUGUCAGUAAGUAGUCCAUCCAUUUUCUCAACUUGGUCGAUC
Neurospora tetraspora is the source of this 2026-nucleotide messenger RNA. Its product is annotated as histidine phosphatase superfamily. The coding region runs from base 114 to 1562 and encodes 482 amino acids. The transcript is spliced from 2 exons. Gene Ontology annotation, molecular function: phosphatase activity. Gene Ontology annotation, biological process: dephosphorylation. The record is from RefSeq and is a predicted model, not a curated record. NCBI's taxonomy places the organism in Eukaryota, Fungi, Ascomycota, Sordariomycetes, Sordariales, Sordariaceae.